Dalotia coriaria is the source of this 3486-nucleotide messenger RNA. It is a transcript of the gene Gnf1, whose product is annotated as germ line transcription factor 1. The record is from RefSeq and is a predicted model, not a curated record. Gene Ontology annotation, biological process: DNA replication; DNA repair. Bases 342 to 3218 code for a protein of 958 amino acids. The transcript is spliced from 9 exons. Gene Ontology annotation, molecular function: ATP binding; ATP hydrolysis activity; DNA clamp loader activity. NCBI's taxonomy places the organism in Eukaryota, Metazoa, Arthropoda, Insecta, Coleoptera, Staphylinidae. Gene Ontology annotation, cellular component: DNA replication factor C complex; nucleus.
AAUCGACUCGGGACGAAUAUGUGCCGCGGAGAAUCGUCUUGCCGCGAAAUACGUAUACCCAAAAUAAAACUGCAGGUGGCGCACUGUCGUUUCGAAGCGCGCUAAACUAUUGUCAUACCUCAAGGUCUAGCUAUGUUCAUAACCUAAUAUAAGCUUGUAAAAUAUUUGUCACCGAUUAUACAUUCUUUAGUUUUCUGGCGGUCCGAAGAGAAGUUUAUAGACUACGUUUAUCUGUCCAUAUAUCGUUUCUUUAUACAUAAUAAUAGAUUUCUUAAAAGUAAUUGUUGCGAAUAUCAAUUUCCAUACUACGCAAUUUCAAGGAAAUUUGAUUACUUGCAAACAUGUCAAGGGAUAUAAGAUCUUUCUUCAAACCUCUACAACAUAAAAAGAAAGCACCAGUUUUAUCUGAUGAUGAAAUCAUAGAAGAUAGUCCUGCAGCAAAUAACAAGAAAAACAAAACCCCCAGAGGCAAAUCAAAACUUGUACCAAUUUCACCAACCCAUGAUAAAUUGAAGCCUGUGAAUGCAAUGGAUUUGUUUGGCAAAUCUCCUGUGAAACAAAGUAAAUUGGAAGGUAAAGUCAAAGGUGACAAAGAAUUGAAAAGAAAAAGUGAUUUUAAUAAAACUGUACAAGAUCUGGAUGAUGAAAUGGAUUUUGAUUGGAAUGACUUGGAUAAAACAGUUGAAGAGACACUUAAAGUGAAUCCAAAUGCAAAUUGUACUAAAACACCAAUUACCCCCAAGGUUAAGGCAAAUGCUAAAAAGCGAAAGGCUGAGGAUCUUAAUGAAUCUUCCAUUCUUAGUGAUCAGGAAAAAUUUGAAAUCAAGCAAAGCAACUAUAUGAGGUAUAUUAAUAGGGGUGAUCCACCAAAUAAAGGGAAAAAAGAAUUACCUGAGGGUUCAUUUACAUGCUUGGCAGGUUUAUGUUUUCUUAAAACUGGAGUUUUAGAUUCACUAGAUUCUGAAGAAUUAAAUACACUGGUGAUGAAAUGUGGUGGAAGAACUGUGAAAGCAGUAUCUAAGAAAGUCAAUUACUUAGUGGUAGGUGAAGAGCCUGGCCCUUCCAAACUAGAAAAAGCGCGUAGCCUCGGUAUUCCAGAAAUAUCUGAAGAUGAUUUAUUAGACAUGAUUCUUGUUAGGUCUGGAAAAUCAGCUAAAUACAAAAAUGCUGCAAAUAAUGGCAAUGGAAUGAAACAUUCUCCGGAACAAGAAGCACCAAAUAAAAAACGGAAAAUAGCUGUGGAUGAUUCACCUAAAAAACGUAAAGCUGAAUUACCUAUGAUUAAUGUCACACCAAAGAAGGCAAAAGAAACGCCAAGUAAAAUAGUAAUUGAACAUGAUUCAAGCGAAAGAAAAACUUUAUUGCCGCGAACAUCACCCAGGAAGUCUAAUAAACUAUUAGAUUCUGAAGUUAAACAAGCACCUAUCACCCCCACAGUUAAUACCGUUACUAAAAUUAUGUCUACACCUAGUGUGAAUGUGGUUAAAAUAUCAGAAGAUAACAAAUCAUGGACUGAGAAGUAUAAACCAGCAAAUAUAAAGGAAAUUAUUGGUCAACAAGAUAAAGAUAGCAAUAUGAAUAAAUUAAUGUAUUGGUUGUCGCAUUGGAACCAAUGUCAUGGCGCCGGUAAAAUGUUAAAACUGACUAAACCGUCCCCUUGGGAGAAGAACAAUAACGGUUCAUAUUUCAAAGCCGCUCUUUUGAGUGGAGCUCCUGGUGUAGGAAAAACUACAACCGCGACCCUUGUUGCAAAGGAACUUGGCUAUGAUGUUGUGGAGUUUAACGCUUCGGACACACGGAGCAAGAAACUUUUGCAGGAGGAAGUCACAGCUCUUCUGAGCACAAAAUCAUUGAUUACAUAUUUUCAAGAUGGUAGUGCACCAACCAAUAAACAUGUUUUAUUGAUGGACGAAGUUGAUGGUAUGUCCGGAAAUCAGGAUAGAGGAGGCAUUCAGGAACUGAUUGUAUUGAUCAAAAACUCGAAUAUACCUAUUAUUUGCAUUUGCAACGAUCGCCAACAUCCAAAAAUUCGAUCUUUGGCGAAUUACUGUUUUGAUUUGAGAUUUAACAAAAUCAGACCUGAAGUUAUUAGAGGAAAUUUGAUGAGCGUUUGUUUUAAAGAAGGUGUAAAAAUUAAAUCGGAUGCAUUAUUGCAAAUGAUUGUAUCCACCGGAAGCGACAUCCGACAAACUUUGAAUCAUUUAUCCAUGUGGUCCGCCACAAACAAAUGUAUUUCUAAUGAUUCACUACAAAAAGAUGCAGAUGCUUCAAAAAAAGAUGUUGUUCUGGGACCUUGGGAUGUUAUAAGGAAAGUUUUCACUGCUGAUGAUCAAAAGACGAAAAUGGACGAAAAAUCAAAAUUGUUUUUCUAUGAUUACAACAUUGCACCGUUAUUUGUACAAGAGAAUUAUUUACAAGUUCAGCCCAAUGGUAAGAAUCCGUUAAAAUGCGCUGCAUUAGCAGCAGAUGCCAUUAGUAUGGGAGACGUGAUUGAAACAAAAAUUCGUUCGUCUAAUAACUGGGAACUAUUGGAUUCUCAAGCAUUUCAUUCGUCUGUCAUGCCAGGGCAUUACAUGUCUGGAAAGUUUAGAGCGCAAAUCAUGUUUCCUAGUUGGUUGGGUAAAAAUUCGAAAGGUGGCAAGUUCCGACGUUUUGCUACCGAAUUACACAGUCAUAUGAGAUUGAGCGCUUCCACUUCUAAAGAUGCUAUAAACUUAGAUUACAUCUACAUGCUGCGUGAUAAUUUUGUCAAUCCAUUAAUAAUGUCUGGUAUUCAUGGUGUAAGCGAAUCAUUGCAGAUGAUGAAAGAUUACAAUUUGCUGCGAGAAGAUUUAGAUAGUAUUCUUGAACUGGCGCAGUGGUCAAAACAGAAGGACCCCAUGUCUAAGGUGGAAAGCAAGGUCAAAGCCGCAUUUACUCGUGCUUACAAUAAGGAUGCUCCAAUUCUGCCCUACUCUAUUGAUACCGUUUCGAAGAAAAAAUCAGUAGUUAAAGAUGAUGUAUACGGAGAAGAAGAUGAUAAUAAUGAUUCGGACGAGGAUGAUGAUGACAUUGGAAAUGAUGCUAUGAUUAAAGCAAAGGCGAAGACUAAAGCAAGAGGUAAAGCUAAAACUACGGAAUCUGCCCCAAUUUCGUCCACGUCAAGUAGGCAAGGCACGGCUGAAGCCACAACAAGCAAAAAACCUGGUACUAAAGGUAAAGGCAAGAAAGCCAAAUGAUCCAUAUUUAUUUUGUAGUCUCAAUACACACGUCACUUGUUAUUUCUAUGUUUUUAUUGUUUAUUUUUUAAUAAUUAUUCGUAUUGUCAUAUAAUACCAUCGUGCCAUGUUUGCCAAUGUUUGGCACAAUGAGUAAGCUUGCUUUCUUUUUGCUAUAUUGAUAAUUCACGCGGAUAUUAGUGAAUUAUUAGGACUAGUAUUUUUGUAUAUUGCUAUAACUCGCUGUAUUACUGUUAACUUGAUUAAACCAAGUACAUCUUAAUAUUUA